AAAUUGUCAACGAGAUAUUGGCGAGCGAGGAGACAAGUCACGACCUUUAGCUUGGACUGACGGAAGCUCAGAAAUUCAAGGCGUGAGACACAUACCUUGACGAGAGAGAGGAAAAAGGCGUUUAUAAUAAGGAUGGGCCCCUUGUAUAAAAUGUGGAAGACAGUAUGGAACUACAUUCUUCUAUAUGCCUUAGGAGCGUGGUAUCUGCUGAAGGAGUUAAUCUCGUCUCACAAAAAGCCCUCUGGAAUUUUGAAUCAAAGUGGGCGCGUAGCAAUUGUGACUGGCGGAGGACGAGGCAUUGGUCUGGAAACUGUGCAGCAGUUUCUUGAACUGGAUAUGACAGUCGUUAUUGGUGGAAGAAAUGUGCCAGAGCUUGAGAAAGCUGUGUCAAAAGUGAGAGGCAGCAACAAAGAUUUAGGGAAAGUUAUAUGCUUAGACCUGGAUUUGUCUAGCUUAACCUCCGUGAGAAGAUUUGCAGAGGCUUUCAAGGCUCUUCGACUUCCUUUACAUGUGCUUGUUAACAAUGCUGGCGUUAUGUUCUGGCCGCAGGAAGUAACUGAAGAUGGCUUUGAGUAUCACUGGUGUGUUAAUCAUCUUGGUCAUUUCUUAUUGACUCACCUGUUGUGGCCUGUGUUGAAAGCCAGCUCUACUCCAGAUAAACCUGCACGUGUCGUCAAUCUCUCAUCAUCUACACAUUACAUUGGCUCAAUAAAUUUUGAAGACAUCAACAGCAAAAUCUAUUACAAUGCACAGGCUGCUUAUAAUCAAAGCAAACUAGCUCAGGUGAUGUUUACCAAGGAAUUGGAUGAACGGAUUCGAGCAGCAGGAGAAAAUAUCAUUGUUAAUGCGGUGCAUCCUGGUGUUGUGGCCACAGAGCUGUUCCAGCAUGUGGCCUGGGCACAUUACUUCCCAUGGUUGGUCAGAGCUUUUUUAAAGACCCCUAGACAAGGAUCAGAUACAGUGGUUCAUGUGGCACUUUCCCAGCUAGCGCUUGAUGGUGGCCAUUAUUACGAAAAUUGUACCAAGACCCCUCCAGCUGCAGCUGUCAGGAAACCCAGUGAUUUACGCCAUCUCUGGGAAAUCUCUUGUCAGCAAUGCAAAAUUGUUGACUUUGGUGGUUUGUGAAGAGAUAAGAUGCAGUGAAAAAUAUUUUGAUACUUUUUUACAUAUAGAAAUGCACUACUGUUGAAAUUUGUUGUUCACUUCAUAUAUUAUGAUAUAUGAUAGAAAACAACCUUUACUGAUGUGAUAUAUUACCAGGUAUAUCCAUAAGAUGAAAGCCUUCUUGUUUGAAUUUAUUUUCUAAGCAUGUUGGCCUUUCAGGAUACAUUCCAGUUUAUCAUCGGGCAUUUUAACCUAAGAUCUGUGCAGAUAGCAAAUUGGUCAUUCCCGUUUUGGGCAGCCAUGAUAACUAAACAUAGUCCCUACAGCUGCAUAGUACAGUUGACAACGACUGCAGCUAAGACUUAAUGUUGCAUUCUCACCAGAUGACUACUAAUGCUAUGUGUCGCUGCUCUGGUUCAGUUUUCUCUCUCCAUAUGAAUAUCACUUUGGGUUUUAAAUGUUUUACAUUUUUUAAUUACUCGCAUUUUUCUUUUGAAAUUCCAUUUGGUUUUGAUCGAUUUUUAUGAUACUGAAUCGGCACAUGAUUAGAUUUGCUAGCAUAUGUUAAACAAAAGUAAACAUUGUUUUUUGUUAAGUCUCAACAGAUAAGAAGUUUCUGUUUUGAUAAAGUGCAGUAGAUACUUCAAAUGUGUCUCUUCAGUAUCUGUGAUAUGAAACAUUUAUGCAUUACAUUUAUACCAACUUGGUGCUCCCUUUCUAUAACAGUAGCAGAUAUAAAAUGUAUGUGUAUGGUGUAUGGAGUUUUUUUUUUUUUUUUUUUUUUUUUUGACAAGUUACCAAUAAAAGUUGUUACCAGGAUGUUUUGCAGAUGCACAAUGACAGAGAUCCAUUUAAGAAAAUGGAAAUUUAUAUGCGUCCCCCUUUGUGUAUGAGGAUGCAGUCAGUAUAUGGAACGAAGUUAUUUGUUUUAUAUAAUUAUUGAUAGGAUUCAUUUGUUUAAUGGAAUAAUUAUGUAUGUAGUCCUUGUGUAUCAUUUGUUUUGUUGUCUAUAUUUGGUGACUGUAAGGUACACAGUGGUUAUGUAAUAGUGUUAAGUAAAUAUAAUUUUAUGAGAAACUUG
This is a messenger RNA of Penaeus vannamei (Pacific white shrimp), 2185 nucleotides long. The record is from RefSeq and is a predicted model, not a curated record. Lineage: Eukaryota; Metazoa; Arthropoda; Malacostraca; Decapoda; Penaeidae.